Molecule: messenger RNA, 831 nt
Organism: Stylonychia lemnae
Lineage: Eukaryota; Ciliophora; Spirotrichea; Sporadotrichida; Oxytrichidae
Source: the annotation of a GenBank genome assembly
AUGCAAUCUAUCUAAAACGAGUCAAAUUCACAAGAAGGAGGAGUGGUUGAGCAGAUAAACUUUCGAGGACCACUCUGCAAAUGCUUUAAACUCUUCUAAAUCAUCAAAGGUCUACUUUUGCCAAGCAGGCAAUAAUCAGAAUCACAAGCUAAUACAAGUUCUUAGAUCAGAUGGUAGUUUGCAAGGGAUUUACUAGAGGAAGACAGUCUUCCCUUACUUGAGUUUGGAGAUCAUCCAUCACUUUUAAUUUUGGAUAAAGAAUGCUAUUUCAGUGGCAUUUGUAAAUAAAUAUUCACUGAUUUGAAGGCAAAUUUAAUUGUACCUAAUAGCAUUAGUGGUAUCCUUGCACUCAAGAAACUUAUAAUUGUUCACAAAGAUUUUGAGGAGAGUUAAGCAAAUAACUUCAAGAAUGAUAGAUUAAAGACUGAUAUAUUUGUUAAGAUGGUUAAAACCUUUCCUUCAAUAAAAACACUUAAAUAAGAUUUGAAAUAGAACAAAGAAAAUCCAGAUAAAUUUCUAAAGCAAGACUGGCUUUUGAUAAAGUUAAUUCUUGAUUUCUAUGAAACUUACUAUAUAUUCAAGAACCCAACAAACUUUGAUAUGAUACAAAAGAGAGUAUUACCUCUGAAAUUGUAGAUAUUUAAGAAUCUAAGUGAUUCAGAUUACGAUUAGAUUUUUAAACUUUAAAAUACUAUAAAGAAUGAUAACUGUCUAAUGCAAGAUUAAGAUCAAAAUAAAAUUAUAGCAAAGGAGUAAUAUCUAAGAGAGAUCGAGGACAAGAUCAUGAACUACUCAAAGAAUAACUUUAAACAUAAUUAAUUUAUCUUGUGA